Hemiscyllium ocellatum (epaulette shark) is the source of this 2883-nucleotide messenger RNA. It is a transcript of the gene slf1, whose product is annotated as SMC5-SMC6 complex localization factor 1. The record is from RefSeq and is a predicted model, not a curated record. Lineage: Eukaryota; Metazoa; Chordata; Chondrichthyes; Orectolobiformes; Hemiscylliidae. The transcript has 16 exons. Bases 40 to 2574 code for a protein of 844 amino acids. Gene Ontology annotation, biological process: positive regulation of double-strand break repair.
ACCCACAGAGCCGAGGCGGGGGGAACGAGUGCGUUGGAGAUGGCUGGGCUACCACAGAAUCCUAUUAUACAGUUAACUGGUUUCAAACAUUUUGAGAAAAGGGCCCUUGUUGAAUUGCUUAGUCAACUUGACUGCAUUUACUUUUGUGAGCAGGAAUAUAAGCAGCAGUGCACUCAUAUGAUAGCAAGUAAGCCAAGUCGCAGUGAAAAAUUUUUAGCAGCUUGUGCUGCAGGAAAGUGGGUUUUGACUCAAGAUUACGUCAUUGAUAGUGCUAAAGAUGGCAGGUGGCUUAAUGAAAUCCAGUAUGAGUGGGGAUAUAAAAUUCAAAGUAUUUCACAGUAUCCCGUGCCAAUGGAAUCUGCGCCAAAAAUGUGGCGCGAGGAGCUGGCCCGUUCGAGUAAACCAGGAGUGUUUCACAACUGGAAAGUAGUCCUUCUGAUCAACGAUGAAACGAGGAGAAAUAUUUUCAAAAGAGUCCUACAUGCUGGAAAAGCCACAGUGUAUCAUCGACCAAGACGGUGUUGCAAAAUUACACAUGUCUUAACAGAAAAUCAAAAUUAUACAAUGGAGCGAUUGAAAAAUACAUACAAGGCACCUUACUUUCCUGUUGAGUACAUUGGGCAAUUCAUAUUAGAGCCUUUUUGUUCUCCGAUGUCUACUAAAGAUGUUAGGAUCUCCAGUGUAGAUUUUCUGGAUGUUGAUCAUAUACCCUCCAGUCCUUUCCUGGAUUCAACAUUAAAUGUUGCACAAAUCUCGUGUCCAAAUUCUUCUGUUUAUUUCAAAGAAGUCAAACCUGAGGAGUCCUCUGUAUCUCCAGAGUUUAAACGCAAACUUCAGAUGUGCCUAAGUUCACCUGAGACAAUCCGAAGCAAAUAUGCACCAUCUGGUACAGGAUGCUGUUUGUAUAACUCAACUACUAAACAUCAUCAGAUUCAAGCGAUGAUAUUCCCUGGAGUUACUACUAAUAGAAUAGAAGGUAUUUUGGAGGGGCAAUUCUAUAUGGAAGCAUUGAAGGAAAUACGCUUUCACUUGUCAUCAAAUUUUUUUCCACCUGCAUAUCUUCUGCAGUCUCUUUUGCAACAGAUUCUUGAGGGUAAUGUAGACAUGAAUUUCUUGUGUGAGUUCAUCAGCAUCAUGGAAACUUUAAUUAUUCAUCAUCCACCAUGGCAGCAGUCUUCAAUAGUGAGUUACUAUUUGGGAAUUCUUCAGUGCUCCAGUUGUAAGAAAGGAACUUUCUUUCUUUUGGAGUCACUUGCAAGGUCCUGUGUUGACGAAAAAGAACCCUGUCAUUGGUCAUCGAAUCAACAGCUAUCGAUUUCAAAACUGAAGCCACUUUAUAUAUUGCUAUUAAAGUACUAUUUUGAUCUGUUUGAAGCAGAACUGGAGGCUUUAAAUAAAAGCUGCUAUGAAAACACCAACUUUGGAGCUUCUCGUACCAUACCUCCUUCUGUUCUUGCAGUAGUUUUCUUGGAAUACUCUGAUGUGAUGACAAAUCCUGUAGCUAUUUUGUUGGAUUGUGUUCUUCAAGCAACUAGAGCAGUGGUUAAGAAACCAAAUGAUCGACAUUUAUGUGAAACAGCUUACAUCUUGCAUGGAAUAUUGGGAGUAGUUGUCGAAUAUCGGCUUUUGAUAAAUAGACUACGUGGGAGAUCCUUAUCUGGCCGAGCUUGGGACGAUUUACAGUUUUACAUUCCCGUACAUUGUCAAGAUUACAAUCAAGAGGAAAUAGAAAUGUUAUUUAAAUUAAUGCCAUCACCUUGGCUGCAAAUGUUCACUGCACAUGCUAUGUAUAAGCAAAUAUGCUAUGACAAUGGCAUCGAAAUUUCAGAAAAGUCUUUUUCACUGCACCAAAUAAUCUCUUCAUAUUUAAUACCCCUUGGGAGGUUUGGAAGUUGUAGGAAAGCGAUGGUGAAGGACCCCGAGGGAAAGAAGAUGGGUCACUGGCCUUGUCCUCAACUUUUGAGGCCUUCACUUACAUUGACUAGUGACAGGCAGAAACAUGUGGAAACACUGACCAUUCCAAACAAACAAAUUCUUCCAAGGAGGAAUUCUCUGAAAUCUAAGGAAACUAAAAUUGAAUCCAGUAAUGUAAAUCAAAAUGGAGCUAUUUUGCUACAGCAGCAAGACUGCCUCGGAAAAACAUUCCUUGAUUGUCCGAAUGCAAAGGAAGGUCUUUGUACCAUCCCAAAAGUCCGAAUCGAAGAUAUUGCUGAAGGGCAAUUUGGAAACUUUAACAGAUACAUCAAUUCUUCUCAAACUGAGCUGAGUGUUUAUCUCUGGUCUAUACUUCUAAAAAACUAUAUUGAAAAUCACAACUUGCCCUUAAUCUAUCGUAUUGUGAAUGAUUUGCCUUUGAGUACUGUUCAGUUUGUAGAUAAGAAUAGGUUUGAGAACCUGAAAAAUUAUUUUCCUGAGCAGCUGAUGGUGCAGUAUGUUGAAGAUGUUAAAGCAUUUAAGGAGCUUCCAAAGUAUAUCCAGCAACUAUUUGUCAAUCUGAGGAAUGGAUCUCUGGCACUUGGCGUGAACGCACAGCUGCUACUGCUGCACAUAGAAUCCAUAUUUACUAAUUCUUAAUCACCACUGCAAACUAUAAAGCUACAUUACUCAACUUGGUUGAAAAUGGAAAUGUAUUUGUGUUAAAUGAAGAACAAAUGCUACUCAGAAUGGCUGACUACAAACUGAAGCUCUCGUAGCAGUGCUUAAGCUUAGCAGAAAAUGGAAGUUGGAAUUACAGAUGCAUUUUAUACAGUGCAGUGCGAAUUGCUUUUAGAAAAGAUCUGAGAUUGGCAGUAAUACAAACAGUUGUCUAUGGCUCAAAAGAAUAAAAUAUAUUCUUUUGUGACAUCUAUAUUUUGUAAAUGAUUUAAAAUAAUACCACUGCUU